Messenger RNA from Gilbertella persicaria, 1971 nucleotides. RefSeq names its product HAD-like domain-containing protein. Gene Ontology annotation, cellular component: nucleus. Gene Ontology annotation, molecular function: RNA polymerase II CTD heptapeptide repeat phosphatase activity. The record is from RefSeq and is a predicted model, not a curated record. Lineage: Eukaryota; Fungi; Mucoromycota; Mucoromycetes; Mucorales; Choanephoraceae. Bases 107 to 1597 code for a protein of 496 amino acids. The transcript has 6 exons.
GAAAUAUGAUUUGAUUAGCUUUUUGCAUCGACGUCAAUUCUUGUAAAAAAAAAAAAAAAAAAAUCUUUUUUUCACUCUUUUUUUUUUUCUUUUCAAUAAAUAAGGAAUGAGUUGUCUUCAUGAAAUGAUCUUUGAAGGCCUCUGUGCCAUUUGUGGUCAGACAGUGAAUACCAAUGCCAAAGAUCAUAUCAACAUGACACACAACUCAACAGGGAUCACAGUCAGUUUAGUGGAAGCAGAAAGACUAGAGAAACAAGAUGAAGAACGUCUUUUGAAAGAAAAGAAACUGUCUCUUAUUGUCGAUCUCGAUCAGACAGUGUUACAUGCUACUUGGGAACCUAAUAUUGCUAACUGGGUCGAUGAACAGAAAUCAAAUAACGAUCCACACGUACAAGAUUUACGUACAUUUUCAUUGGAUGGCAGUAUGAACAAAUAUACCAUUAAACUAAGACCUGGAUUAGAUGCAUUCUUAAACGACAUGAGCCAGUAUUACGAAAUGCAUGUCUAUACCAUGGGCACACGAUCCUAUGCCAAUGCCGUCGCAAAAGAGAUUGAUCCCAGUGGCCGAUUAUUUCAGGACCGUAUAUUGACGCGUGAUGAGAACAAAGACAAAAGCACCACUAAAAAAUAUCUGGAACGCCUAUUUCCUCAUGAUCGGUCCAAAGUCGUCAUUCUCGACGACCGUGCUGAUGUAUGGGACUAUUCGCCUAAUCUGAUACAAGUCAAGCCCUAUGAAUUUUUCUAUGGUAUUGGAGAUAUUAAUGCGCCCAGCAAUCGACCUGUGAUUGUGGCUGAGGAUGUUCAUUCGGCUGCUACUGGUAGUAGUCCUGUAAAUAGACAAGAAUCACCCUCAAGGCCGAAUUAUAUCCCUGAUCCUAACGAUACAGACAAUAUCUUAUCAAUUGUGAAAAAGGUACUGAUGGAUGUCCAUGCUGAUUUCUAUGCUCAAGUGGACAAAAGAUCCAAUACGGCGGAUAUCUUGAGUAGACUGAAAUCAAAGAUCCUUCAAGACUGCCAUCUUGUGUUUUCAGGUGUCAUUCCACUUCAAACAAAACCACAGGACUCUUCCAUCUGGAAAAUGGCUUGUUCAUUUGGUGCUCAAUGUUUUGAAGAUUUAACGGGUAAAGCCACCCAUUUAGUAGCAGCAGCUCCAGGUACCAAUAAAUUCAAUACAGCCAUACGUUAUCAGCACAUCAAGAUUGUCUAUCCAACAUGGCUUACGAAUUCCAUGUGGCAUUGGAGAAAAGAAGAGGAAGAUCCUUUUUUAAUCCCUCAUAAAAGAGAAGGAUCCAAUACGUCUGAAGUGGAGAAUCCAGAAGAAGCUUCCCUUGAUUUUGAUGAUGGAUUGGAUUUUGAUUGGGAGGAUGAUGAAGUGGAUGCCAUUCUAAACUCAGAUGAAGAGGCACCUUCAACACAACGCCAUAGUGAAACUGAAGAAGAGAUAGAAGAUUGGCUAAAUGAAGAACUAGAACAAGAAGAGAAUAGUGACAUAAAAAGCUUUCAAAGUGACAGUGAAACUGAAGACUUGAAACGCUCUCGCAGUGAUGACGAAGAAGAUUUACCACCUUUAAAAAAGAAUGAGUUUUUUUUUAAUUGAAUAAAAACUUUUUUGGGAUUUUAUAGUGACGUUGAUCCAUGUUUUGCUUGAUGGAUGCCCACAUAUAAUUAAGGCGUCUUCGCUUAUUACUGCAGUCAACUAAAAAGUCUUCUGCUUCUUUGAGUGCAUGAUCAUCUGCUUGUUUAAGGUAGUUUGUCUUGACCAUAUUCUGAUAUUCUACUUUAAGAUCAAAAUAAGAUCGUUUGGUGCCCUUGGGUGGUGGUGUUGUUUCCAAAACACGAAUAUAGUCUGGGAAGUUUGUCUUGAAGAAUUUCUUGAUACGACUAUAGUCUGCUUGAGCAUGGACAUAGCGAUGACAAUAAGCAUCAAACAUGCGCUGAGAUGGAAUGUCUACAGGCUUCAUACUACUAUGG